AACCUCGGUUCCGAUGCGACUUGGAUAAAUCAACUCACGAGUCGUCGUGAGGGAUUGUGUAUCGUAGUCGUUGAAGGUCCCGUGUGAGAGAUUCCUGGCAUUGGGUUUCAGGGUCGUGGGAGUUUGGAGAAGAAACUUUGGACAGAGCCGUCGGCGAUGGCUAUGGCUUUCUGACUUUUGGCGGAUGUUUGUGUGAUCGUUCGGUGGGUUUUUGAUAAAGGGUUUGUGUUCUGGUUUAGGUUAUAGUUUAUUGGAAUAUCCCCGGAUCAUGGUGUUGUGUGUAGAACUUUUGAGGUUGGGAGAGUGAAAAACGGCACCGCCUUCGAAAUUUAAUGUGCGAGUAGCUGGUUUAGUUGAUGUUAUUUAGUUUUAUUUUUUUAUUUUUGUAGAGUGUUUGUUCGCGGUAAGCGUUCUUGGGAUGUUUCUUGCCGCGCAAUGUGAGAAUUAUGGAGAAUUGAUAGGCUGGAGGCGGUGCUGCAUGUUUUGAAGGGUUUGUGGGAUAUUCGUUACUAGAUGACCUGUUGCGAGGAAUUGUUUUUCGGUGCUUUUAGGGAUUUUCGAAUUGGAAUUGAGAAGUUUUUAGGUUAAUUGGAGCUGAGGAGAUUUUAUGCACACCUCGUGAAUACAUGGGGGGAGGUGCAGGGGCACGGGUUGUCCAUGGAUCCAUUGCGGCUGCCGCUGUUGUGCUGGCGACCGCAUUCGCGAAGAUGGACAUGCCCGACAAGCUGCAUCUGAAAGCCGUGCCCAUCCUAUUUUACGCGAUGCCGGUUUCUAUGCCUCUUCCUCCCCUGCCCUCUCUCUCUGACUCCUUCGGCUGCGGUGAUGGCGCAUCCUGUUCUGUGUCUUUGCCGCGGAUGCUGCCUCCGAAAGUUUGUGCCACACCUCCCUCUACUGGUUCUUUGUACGCGUCAUCUUCUUUCUCCUUUGCGCAAGGGGCGUCAGGUGUAUCCUGCCUGUCAACCUCGUCGCGGCGGGCACUCUCUCACUUUUACCCGGUCUACCAUGCGACGCCUAUAGUGCCGCACGUAUCUGCUUUGAAUUCGUCGUUGUACCCUAGUACGUCUUGCAUUACACCUCCUGCGCUGGCGCCUUUCUCUUUCUUAUCCUCAGGGUUGUAUUCUGCUCCGGUGACUCAAAAGCACAUAUCGGGCGGGUUUCAGGGUUGGAACCAGUGUGGGAAUUCUGCCUACUCUCAUACCUUGUCUUAUCAUUCCCUCAACCAAAAGCAUUCUGCGCAGACGCACACUUUGACCUACCUGGAAUCUCUCUUUUCAACCCUCGUAUCUAUCCAACCCUCCCUCCAAAACAAUUUUUCUACACAUCCGUCGCGAUCUCUUCAUACGUGGCACGCUCCAGACGCCCAAAACUCGAAUCUUGAUAACUGCAAUGCUGCUCAGGAUGCCCUUGUGAAGAAACCGGUUCUCACCGUGGUGCUUCUAGGGUGGUUGGGUGCCCAACAGAAGCAUUUGAAAAAGUAUGCUGAGUGGUAUAAUGCAAGAGGAAUCCAUGCUGUUACUUUUGUGAUUCCUAUGGCAGACAUCCUGAGCUUCAAGGUUGAAAAGAAUGCAGAAGAGCAUGUGGACUUUUUGGCACGUCAUCUUGCUCAGUGGCUAUCCGAUCAAGGCGAACAUGGCGAUGCGGAUGGUGAGAAACAGCUCAUGUUUCACACUUUCAGCAACACGGGCUGGCUGACAUACGGAAUCAUUCUGGAGAAGAUGCAAGACCAAGGUCAUCUCUUAGGUAAAAUUAAAGGGUGUGUUAUUGACUCUGCACCAGUCCCUGACCCAGAUCCUCAGGUGUGGGCAUCUGGUUUCUUAGCUGCACUUCUGAAGAAACGUAGUAGUGCCACAAAGCCAGGCUCGUUAAAAGGACAAGUGAAGGAAGGUGUAACAGUAGAAUCUGUGUCUGUGAACACCGGUGCCACUUUCGAAACUGAAGGAACCAAUAGUUUUGAAACGGUGGUUUUAUCACUUUUAGAAGGAUUUUUCUCUCUUUUCUUAAGACUGCCUACGAUUAACCAGCGGUUAUCAGAGGUGGUGAGGGUUCUUCAGAAGAAGCAGCCUCCAUGCCCACAUCUGUACAUCUACAGCACUGCUGAUAAGGUUAUACCAGUAAAAGCUGUUGAAGCUUUCAUCGAAGAACAGCGGAAGUCGGGACGAGUAGUGAGGACUUGUAAUCUACAGUCUUCUCCUCAUGUUGAUCAUUUUCGGAGCCAUCCUCAACUUUACAGUGAGCAGCUUAGCAACUUCCUUAAAGAGAUCGUACCAUCUACCAAGGCACAUGCAGACGGUCAUUAGAUAUUUCUUUCAUAUUUUUUGGCCCCACAAUUGAACAUUUUAGCAUUCUUUUUGUUGAAGAGAGCCGCUAGAAUUCUGGUAGUAGUUUUGUUACCACAUUUUGAUGGUCAGGAUAGAUGAGGCAGUCAGGAUUUGAUAGUCGCUCAAGAGCAGUCAAGAUGAGGUAUGAUGGUAGACAGCGGCUGGAGAUAAGGUCACGACGUAGUAUUUUUGACACUGAGCCCUCUACUGAAGGCUAGAGAAUAGUAGCAGGUUAGCAAACUUCAUUUUAGUACACGGAAAUGUAAAGUUCGGAGAGUGUAGGAAACUGGAUCAUUCUAAUUAUUCAUGAUUCUGGCUAGGUCAUUACAUUGAUGGCUUCGUCUUACUCCCAAUGAGUUUGAGAUCAAAUAAUAAAGCAAAAACCAACUCACAACAA
Molecule: messenger RNA, 2715 nt
Organism: Physcomitrium patens
Lineage: Eukaryota; Viridiplantae; Streptophyta; Bryopsida; Funariales; Funariaceae
Source: RefSeq, a predicted model, not a curated record